Molecule: messenger RNA, 678 nt
Organism: Lasiodiplodia theobromae
Lineage: Eukaryota; Fungi; Ascomycota; Dothideomycetes; Botryosphaeriales; Botryosphaeriaceae
Product: Mitochondrial 54s ribosomal protein
Exons: 2
Coding region: 1-678 (225 amino acids)
Biological process (GO): translation
Cellular component (GO): ribosome; mitochondrial large ribosomal subunit
Molecular function (GO): structural constituent of ribosome
Source: RefSeq, a predicted model, not a curated record
AUGGCAACACUACGCCCGGCUGCACGGCCACUGGCCGCCUGGAAGACCGCGCUGCGGCAGGCUCGGUCCUCGAAGCUCCAGCAGCGCUGCUUCGCCGAUCUCACGAAUAACCAGCCCAAGGCUCUGCACGCCAAUGGCUUGAUCAAGCAGUCGGGCAAAGUCCACAACCCCAUCAAGGUAUACCCGCCGCCGGCAACAGCAGCAAACAAGUGCAAGGACCCGAUCGCGGCGGUGACGGCGACGCAGCUCUCGACGCUCGACCCGACGGGGGCGCGCGCGCACCUGUUCUCCAAGACGAACCGCGACGCGGCGAAAGUGGGCGACAUCCUGCUGGUGCGGCAGCGCAACGGCGACCCGUUCGCGGGCGUGUGCCUCAACAUCCGGCGGCGCGGCGUCGACACGGCCAUCCUGCUGCGCAACCAGCUGACGCGCGUCGGCGUCGAGAUGUGGUACAAGGUCUUCAGCCCCAACGUCGAGGCCAUCGAGGUCGUGCAGCGCCGUGAGAAGAGGGCCCGCAGAGCCCGUCUGUAUUACAUGCGCAAGCCUAAGCACGACCGCGGUAGCGUGGAGAACAUCGUCAGGCAGUACCAGAGGCAGAAGGCGAUGCUGAGGGGCGGUGGUUCGAUGAGAGGGAGGGGUGCGAAUGCUGGGAAGAAGGCUGGCAAAAAGGGUAAAUAA